AUGUAAGUUAAAAGUAUAGAACAGUUUUAAGUAAAUAUUAUUGUAAAUUUAGGAAAAAUAAUGGAACCAAGUUAAACAACCUUAUACUCAAAGGAUCUUAAAGAUGAAUUACUCUGA
Messenger RNA from Paramecium tetraurelia, 117 nucleotides. RefSeq lists its product as uncharacterized. NCBI's taxonomy places the organism in Eukaryota, Ciliophora, Oligohymenophorea, Peniculida, Parameciidae. The transcript has a single exon. The record is from RefSeq and is a predicted model, not a curated record.